ACUUUCUAACCCUUUACAACCAGGAUUUUUGUGCUUAGCAGGAAAUAAAAUUAGUAAUAUAGAAAAUACAUCUUCAGCUGCCAUUAACUCAAUAUAUAGAGAAUUAUUUGAAAAUCAAACAGAGCAUUCCGGUUUAGCAGUAUUAGGAUUUUAUAACAAGGAAAUUAUAUCAGAGAUACUAAAUGAUGUUUUAUUUUUUCCAUUAUAUAUGCAGAUUAAUAGACUUACCAUAGUAGUUUCGGAAAUCGGAAGAUCUUUACGAGAAGAUCUUUUAUUCGGUGGGCCUGGUUAUAUAUCAUCAUUAGUAGUAUAUCAUAAUUCGGAAAUACAUCUUGUUUUGCAGCAGAUUUUGAAAGAUCAGUGUAGUUUGUGGGGUUUUAAGGGCAAAAAUGAAAUAAAUCAAUUUGUUGGUGAAACACCAACCAUCGUUUAG
Racocetra persica is the source of this 433-nucleotide messenger RNA. Lineage: Eukaryota; Fungi; Glomeromycota; Glomeromycetes; Diversisporales; Gigasporaceae. The record is from the annotation of a GenBank genome assembly.